UGACUGGGGAAAAGAUUGGGAAUUUUUUGUUCUUCCUUUUCUCUUCUUUGGAAGACGGGCAGUUCCAAUGGAAUCUUUUUGGGUCUUUUACGGACAAAAAGUUCAGUUGCAGCUAGAUCAGCAGUCAAUCCUUGCAGCCAAGAUACUGGGAUACAUUACCAAUUGCACUGUCAUAUGUAAACUCACACACUAUAAUUCAUUAAUUGGAAUUUCUCCUUAAAACAAACCCAAACCCUACCCGGGAGAAAAAGUGGUAGAGUGAAUGAACAAUUUGAAAACUCCCUAUUCAAGCUGUAAGCUAUAAAAGAAGAACUACUCACAAUGAAGGAGCAUCAGUCUAGUUAAAGCAACUACCAGUCUAUUGGAGUAUCUCUCUCUCUUUUCAAGAUGUCUGUAACUAUAUUUAUAUUACUUAUUGGCUGUAUAUGCACUUGUACCAUAGUACUCUCCUCACCUGUUGGAAGCAUUGGACCAAUGGCUGCAUCAGAUCUUCCACCAUCAUUAGAAGAAUCUCUAGAGAAUAAUACAAAUGCAAUAUUGGGAAGUGGUGGGUCUGCUUCCCCUCCUCCCUCACCACCCUCUUCUUCUGUUUCCGGCAAAGUUAAGCCCUCGUCAAGUUGUACUUAUUCUCAUGGCUCAAGUCAGUAUCAAACCGCUAGCACCUUAUCUCAAGUACUUUUAAAUAAGAAACUAUCUGCAAUCUACAAACCACUUAUGGACGUUGGGAAAACAGUCUGGGGCUCUGACUUUGACCCUUACACUACAACUACUACACAGAGCAAUAUAGUGAUGUCCACUCAGCCAAGUACACUAUUUGACUGCUCAGCCACUUUGCAAUCACUGAGUAAUGCAGUACCGCUAAUGGGAUGUUAUUUUGAUAUACUGACAGCAAUACUUGGUAAUUUCACUACUGACACUGUGCACAACACUACAUCUGCAUGGACUGCUGUCAGACAGCUAGUAUAUGAUUCUUAUGCUAAUAUUGUUGUGAUUAACAAUUUGAGAGGCUUAGUAGCAACUUUUCCUUGCACUAAAACAGCUGCUUCCGUGGGAUGUGCUGUGAAUUAUGAUGAUGCCAGUAAUGAUCAAUAUCAGUGCAGUUCUCCUCAGUGUCUCAAUACUAAAUACUACAAGUAUGCUGUAGUGUCUGUACCAGUUGCAGUAUCGUUUCAUCAUAUUGAGGGCACUAUCACAAGAUUCACACAGCUUUGUCUGGCUGGAGGCAAAAAGGAUUGAUCAAAACCUGCUACUAAAUUAUUUCGAAUGCUAAAUAACUCUUAGUUAGACAUUUUCUUUUCUUUUUUUUAUUUGUUAAUUCAAUUUAGUUAAACUAUCA
Amphimedon queenslandica is the source of this 1336-nucleotide messenger RNA. RefSeq lists its product as uncharacterized. The transcript is spliced from 6 exons. Lineage: Eukaryota; Metazoa; Porifera; Demospongiae; Haplosclerida; Niphatidae. The record is from RefSeq and is a predicted model, not a curated record. The coding region runs from base 388 to 1236 and encodes 282 amino acids.